Molecule: messenger RNA, 1989 nt
Organism: Aspergillus puulaauensis
Lineage: Eukaryota; Fungi; Ascomycota; Eurotiomycetes; Eurotiales; Aspergillaceae
Exons: 1
Coding region: 1-1989 (662 amino acids)
Biological process (GO): fatty acid biosynthetic process; secondary metabolite biosynthetic process
Molecular function (GO): fatty acid synthase activity; phosphopantetheine binding
Source: RefSeq, a predicted model, not a curated record
AUGGCAUUCAGUGUUGCCCAGCACACCAUUGGCGAUCCUGGCUCCAGCGAUAACUACGGUUGUCGCGUUGCGGAUAUGUCUGUCACUCAGCCUCUGAUAAUUACGCCCAAAGGAGAACAGAGGGUUCUAAGGAUCAAUGCUCGCCAUAACGCCGAGAAAAGGACGAUCAUGGUUACAUACGAAUCGACUUCAGGACACGAAGAGAAACAAACCACUCAUGCAACCUGCACUGUCGAGUACGGCCUUGACAAUAGAUGGUCCCAACGCUGGACCCGGAGCCUACAUCUCGUUGAAAGCCGCAUAUGCGAACUAGAGGCCCAGGUAAAUCAAGGGGAAGCCAGUAAGGUCUCGAGGGGCCUGGCGUACAGUUUAUUCAAGAGCCUCGUUGACUACACAAGUGAUUAUCAGAGGAUGGAGCGAAUACUAUUCGCAAGUCAAUCCCUUGAAGCAUCUGCCACAGUCCAGCUGGACCGCCGCGAGUGCGACACGGGGUUCGUGUGUAGUCCGUACUGGAUCGACUCCCUCGCCCAUAUAUCGGGGUUCGUGAUGAACGCAAACGACACUAUCAACACCCAAGAGGUCGUAUAUAUCUCCCACGGCUGGGAAAGUAUGUGGUUCCAUAUGCCGUUGGCUCCCCACACAGACUAUCAGACGUAUGUUAAGAUGUGCCAUGUGGAGAAAUCUGUGGUGAGUGGUGAUGUCUGGAUCCUGCAUGAAGGAAGGGUUGCGGGCGUCGUAGAGGGCCUGCGGUUUCAACGCAUCCCCAGGUCCGCACUGGACAUCCUCUUGCCAAAGACCCCUUGCGGCCCAGCAGGUACACAAUUAUCGGUGCCUCAUAAACCAAUGUCAGUGCCUCACAAACCAAUAUCAAAGGGCAUCCCGGAGGCGGCAUCAAAGGCCAUAUCAGGCGUUGACACUGCUAAGAACACCCCAGGUUCCAAACAUCUGAUAGCAGACAUCCUUGGUAUACCAGAGGCUGAAAUCGCUCCCGACGACAGUCUCGAUGAGCUUGGCAUGGAUUCCCUGGCGUGUUUGACGUUGGCAUCCAGGUUGACGGGCUCUUUUGAAGUGAGGGUCCCCAAUAGCAAGAUGAUGGAAUGCACUACUGUCGGCCAGCUUACCGAUUUUGUGUUUGGUUUGGGAAUGGAUGGUUCGUCAUCCCCCAGCAAUUCGACUAGCCAGUCAGACUUUUUAGAAGAAGAAGAAGGGGGAACGCCCGGUACGCCAUUAACAGACACGGACGGUGAUCCUCACGAUGUUAUGAGCCUGAUCACGUCAACCAUCAUUGAAGAAAGUGGUGUCCAAAAGAGUGACCUCGAACCUGACGUGGAGCUGGGUGAUCUGGGCAUAGAUUCACUAAUGGCUCUUACAGUUGUGAGCAAACUGCGCACCUCGGGACUUGACCUCCCGCUGGACUUCUUUCACACGCAUACUACUAUAGGCGAUGUCACUCGAGCAUUGACUGGAGCAAGUCCGGUGCAAGACGAGGGCACCGUCAGUGCCAGUGACAGUGACAGGGCUAGCAGGCAAGCAGCCGAGGGGUCGGUGAUCUCGAAUACUGCCAUGCUGAUUCCCAUCCAAGCCGGCCAUAAGCCUCGUCGGCCGAGGAGGCUUUUCCUGUUCCCAGAUGGGUCUGGUUCCCCAGGCUCGUAUGCCAGACUCGGCGAUCUUCAUCCAGCAUUCGAGGUCUACGGACUGGUGUGUCCGUUCAUCGACAACCCCGACAAUUGUAGUUGUCGGAUUGAAGAUUUAGUACGGAAAUACCUCGAGACAGUCAGAAAAGAGCAGCCACGGGGCCCUAUCACCUCGGAGGGUGGUCAGUUAGAGGUGUUCUGGCGUUCGAGGCCGCGAAGCAACUCCAUGCCACUGGUCAAGAGACUCGUCUCUUAUUACUGCUGGAUACACCGUGCCCUGCGGUUCUUCCUCCAAUGCCGGCAAGCUUCAUUGACCACCUUGAGACUUCCGGGGUGUUGCCUUGUACAAACUUGA